This is a messenger RNA of Cricetulus griseus (Chinese hamster), 1044 nucleotides long. Lineage: Eukaryota; Metazoa; Chordata; Mammalia; Rodentia; Cricetidae. The record is from RefSeq and is a predicted model, not a curated record.
AUGGCCAAGACUGAAUAUUUCUACUGGGUUGCUCCUGAUAAUAUGACAUGGGAUGACUUUGAGAAAGACUUUGGGACUAGCACCAGAAUGCCACCUACUGGAGAUUAUUUCAGCCCUUGUAAGAGAGUUCCAAUAAGCAACACAAAGGCUUUAGUUGUCUUUUAUGCACUGGUGUCCUUGCUGAGCUUGCUGGGAAACUCGCUGGUGAUGCUAGUCAUCUUAUACAGACGAAGGAGUUGCUCUGUCACCGAUGUCUACAUGCUGAACCUAGCCCUUGCCGACCUUCUCUUUUCAUUGACCCUGCCCUUCUGGGCUGUCUCCAAAUUGAAAGGCUGGAUUUUUGGAACUCCCCUGUGCAAGAUGAUCUCACUCCUGAAAGAAGUCAACUUCUUCAGUGGUACCCUGCUACUGGCCUGCAUCAGUGUGGACCGAUACCUGGCCAUCGUCCAUGCCACAGGCACACUGACCCAAAAGCGCCACUUGGUUAAAUUCAUAUGUCUAGGCAUCUGGGGUCUAUCUUUGAUUCUGUCCCUGCCCUUUGCCAUCUUCCGCCAGGCAUAUAAGCCAUACGGUUCUGGAACAAUCUGCUACGAGGUCCUGGGUGAAGCCACAACAUAUUUUCGGAUAAUUUUGCGUGGCCUGUCCCACAUGUUUGGCUUCCUUCUGCCGCUGCUGAUCAUGCUGUUCUGCUAUGGGUCCACACUGCGCACACUCUUUAAGGCCCGCAUGGGGCAGAAGCACCGGGCCAUGCGGGUCAUCUUUGCCGUUGUGCUUGUCUUCCUGCUCUGCUGGCUGCCCUACAACCUGGUCCUGUUCUCAGACACUCUCUUAGGAACCCACUUAAUUGAGGACACCUGCAAGCGCCGCAAUGACAUUGACCAGGCCCUGUAUAUCACUGAGAUCCUGGGCUUUUCUCACAGUUGCCUCAACCCCAUCAUCUAUGCCUUCAUUGGCCAAAAUUUUCGCCAUGAAUUCCUCAAGAUGCUUGUUAACUGUGGCCUGAUUCGAAAGGAGUUUUUGACACAUCAUCGUGCUACUUUUUGA